AUGUCUAAUCAGCCCGCAGGCAGUACAUUCCAGUCACGCGGACGCAGUCGCAGUCGCAGUCGCAGUCGCCUAUGCAGGACCAGUCCUUUGACCCAGUCAUACGUACCGAGCUCAGACGAAUCUGACCCUGAAUCCGCCAGCGGCUCUGAUAUUUCUGCGCAGCCACCUUCACCCGAGACUCUUCAGUACUGGCGGAAGGUAGCAAGAAUCGAAGAUGUCAGCGAACUUAAUAUAGAUCUGUUGUCGCUUUCGUCGACACCACGAAACAAACCGCAACGGCCACUGCCGCCGACUCCCAUACCACCGGUUGCCCUAAUCAAGCACUCGCCGUCACUGGAGGUCGCGCCGCUGCGAAUAAAUAAAAAGCCCGUCAAGUCGGCCAAACCAAUAUUAUCUGUACAGACCGCACCCAUGGUGUCGCCGCGGCCGGUGCGUCUACUCAUCGCCUCGAUUGGGAAUCCUAAGCCGUAUCAUUCGACGCGACACUCGGCUGGUCACCACCUCCUGCAGGCGCUGCAAUCCACACUCCACUUCCCACCGCUUUCGAAAACGAUGACGGGUCUCGUGAGCUCCGGCGCCGAUGUGGGCAUACCCCAGUUUACUCUUUGGCAGAGCACUAGUCUCAUGAAUGUUUCGGGCAAGAAUCUUCUCCAGGCAUGGAAGGCAUUUACCUCGUCCCAGGAACCCAGUGCCGUCACUGGCGUCGUUGUACUUCAUGACGAACUGGAGUCUUCGCCUGGUGUGUUGAAAGUGCGCAAGGGAGAUGGCAGCGCCAAGGGUCAUAAUGGCAUCAAGUCGAUUCAGGACUCGUUCAGAAGUGCGGGCGUCCUCAGUCAGCUUGGCAGCCAGAGAUACGUCCGUAUCGGCAUCGGCAUCGGCAGGCCCAGUAGUCGAGACCAAAGCGACGUGAGCGCAUACGUGCUCGGGCAGUUGACGGCAACCGAGAAGAAGAGGAUCGAGGACAAGGCCGAGGAAUUGUUGCGCAUUUUAGACCGAGAGGUGGCGGUGCUGGAGAAUUCGUGA
This is a messenger RNA of Cyphellophora europaea CBS 101466, 1023 nucleotides long. RefSeq names its product peptidyl-tRNA hydrolase. The record is from RefSeq and is a predicted model, not a curated record. The coding region runs from base 1 to 1023 and encodes 340 amino acids. The transcript has a single exon. NCBI's taxonomy places the organism in Eukaryota, Fungi, Ascomycota, Eurotiomycetes, Chaetothyriales, Cyphellophoraceae. Gene Ontology annotation, molecular function: peptidyl-tRNA hydrolase activity.